Molecule: messenger RNA, 2815 nt
Organism: Coturnix japonica (Japanese quail)
Lineage: Eukaryota; Metazoa; Chordata; Aves; Galliformes; Phasianidae
Gene: HMGB1
Product: high mobility group box 1
Biological process (GO): regulation of transcription by RNA polymerase II
Cellular component (GO): nucleus
Molecular function (GO): DNA binding
Source: RefSeq, a predicted model, not a curated record
GGACGGGGCUGUGUUGAGAGUAAUGUUACCAGCGCCGAGAGUGUGAGGAGGCUGCGUAUCGAUCCCGCUCUCACAGCCAUUGCGGUGCAUUGGGCUACACGGCGACCCAGGCAGCGCUGGGGCCGGGGCGAGCGGCCGGGCGGGCGUCUGUGGGGCUGGGGGCCGAGCGAGGGGCUGCGUGCCGACUCUGACGCGGAAAAUCCUCAAAAAUGGGCAAAGGUGAUCCUAAGAAGCCCAAGGGCAAGAUGUCUGCCUACGCCUUCUUUGUGCAGACGUGCCGUGAGGAGCACAAGAAGAAACAUCCAGAUGCUUCAGUGAACUUCUCAGAGUUCUCAAAAAAAUGCUCAGAACGAUGGAAGACUAUGUCUUCUAAGGAGAAAGGGAAGUUUGAGGAUAUGGCAAAGGCGGACAAGCUUCGUUAUGAAAAAGAAAUGAAAAACUAUGUACCACCUAAGGGGGAAACAAAAAAGAAGUUCAAGGAUCCAAAUGCACCGAAGAGGCCUCCUUCGGCUUUUUUCUUGUUUUGCUCUGAGUUUCGUCCCAAAAUCAAAGGAGAACAUCCUGGGCUGUCCAUUGGGGACGUAGCAAAGAAGCUUGGUGAGAUGUGGAACAACCUCAGCGAUGGUGAAAAGCAGCCUUAUAACAAUAAGGCUGCUAAGCUGAAGGAGAAGUAUGAGAAGGAUAUUGCUGCAUACCGGGCCAAAGGGAAGGUUGAUGCGGGCAAAAAAGUAGUUGCCAAGGCUGAGAAGAGGAAGAUGAAUGAAGAGGAAGAUGAUGAAGAUGAUGAAGAUGAUGAAGAAGAUGAGGAGGAAGAUGAUGAUGAUGAUGAAGAAGACUNGGAAGAUGAGGAAGAUGAUGGUGGGAGGAAGAUGAGGAAGAUGAUGAAGAAGAGGAAGAUGAGGAGGAGGAAGAUGAUGAUGAUGAUGAAUAAGUCUCUUUUAGAGCAAUUUCUUUCUUGUCUAUAAAGCAUUUAACCCCCCUGUACACAACUCACUCCUUUUAAAGAAAAAAACAAACAAACAAACAAUGAAAUGUAAGGCUGUGUAAGAUUUGUUUUUAAACUGUACAGUGUCUCUUUUUUUGUAUAGUUAACACACUACCGAAUGUGUCUUUAGAUAGCCCUGUCCUUAGUGGUAUUUCAAUGGCCACUAACCUUGCCUGGUACAGUGUGGGGGUUGUAAAUUGGCAUGGGAGUUUUAAAGCAGGUUCUUGUUGGUGCACAGCACAAAUUAGUCCUAUUUGGGGAUGUAGUUCAUUUCUCAUCUUCAGUUGUCUCUGAUGCAUCAUAAAAAUAAUUGUCGUUCUGUUAAUUGAAUACCACUCUGUAAUUGCAAAAAGGAAAAAAAAAAAGCAAGUUGCAGCUGUUUUGUUGACAUUCUGAAUGCUUCUAAGUAAAUACAAUUUUUUUUAUUAGUAUUGUUGUCCUUUAAUAGGUGCCCUGGAAAAUCAUACGUCUUCUUUUUCUCUUCUCUCUCUCUCUCUUUUUAUUUUUGAGGGGAACUCAUCUUUUGCUUUAUUGAAUGCCCGUUUGGGAUCACGUGAAUAUUACAGUUUUCAUCUUUCAUAUAUCCAGCUGAUAAACACAGCUUUGAUCUACAUACCCUGCAUAUUCAUGAUAGGGUAAGAAGAGAAAUCUAUAGGCGUGCGAUGAAAGAAUAUUUGUCCGUAACUGGAAACAAAAGAAACCAAUCUCAUCAAAGCGAUACUCGUUCAGAAGUUUGUGAAGCGUAAUAUUCUGUUGCAUGAAUUUACCAGUCUUGGAGAGUUGAGAAGUAUAGAGUUCAAUUUAACGGAGAUGAAAUACUUCUGGGUAGGGGGGAGGGGGAGGGAGCGGACGUUACGUUUUGUCCUGGGAGGACCCAUAGGAAGGGGGUGUAAGUCCAGCCGGGGUGGAGACAUUUACAGGUGUGACCCCGUUGCCAUGUAACGGAGGUCGGAUGUGUAAAUCCCAGCACUGGCGAGAGGUGUCCGUACCUACGGUGUGUGGAGCUCAGAGCGGGAAGUGGCCGCCUUAUUUUUUGGUGACGGGUCUGGCGAUGGCCGCGGGCUUUAUACCAUGAAACUCUCCUGGUAGCAAAACGGCCCACGAGAAAUGAUCUUUCUUUCUAAGAUUUCUAUAAAUGGUACCAUUAUUAUUUGUUAAAUCUAUGUAAAUUCAUAUUUGUAUUCUUGAAAUUCUAGUUUUAGCCCUUGAAACAAAGCUGUAUAUUGUCUCAAAUUGAAAAUGAGAUAAGAUGUAUUUUUCCUGUUAGGUUUUAUACCGCACUCGAUGUCUGCCCAUUUUUAAGUUAAAUAUAGCUGUAUGGAAAAGUACAUUUUAUUAAAUUUUGCAUUAAAAAGUGAAAUGUUUAUGGUAUACCAACACCGUCUAAUUUGGUCCAGUGCAGUUCUCUUCCAGAACCAAAACCCGAGGGUCGAUGGGGUUGGUUUUAUUAUUCCCCUGCAUAUUUAGUCCAACUUCCAAGUGCUGGCAACCGUAACCGUUCUCACACGCACCUGCUGACCAGUCCGGGGGGACAAUUCGGCAACUCUGUGCUUAUCAAAUUAUGGUUCUCUUUUAAGUGCCAGUGUUUAAAAGGAGCGAAAAAAAAGAGAAAAAAAUAAGAAAAAAAAGAAAAAAGGAAAAAAAAGCAAAAAAAAAAAAAAAGCAUUCUUGUAAUUUUACACGCUUUUGUGCUGGAGUAUUGUUUUGUUAUACGAUUUUGACUUUCAGAUUCUUAUUUCAAUUUGCAUUUAUGUAUAACUUCUUCAGGAGAAAUAUUGAACAUCUGGAUCCUGGAUGAUACUAAUAAACUAAUAAUUGCAGAGGUUUUAA